UAAGAAUUGCUUUCCCAAAUAAGGGUGGAUUGGGUCUUGCUAGAUGUGGACCCAUAAAUGCUGCUCUAAGGUCAACAUAACUUGUUAUUUCUUGUCGAUUGAGAGGGGUCCACAGGUCCUAGAUCUGUGCUUAGUGACAACCACCCCCUAUAGCUGGAAAUGACUGGAGUUGUGCAAAAUUCAUUAGAGCAGGUGAGAAUACAUUCCCUACAUUUUCUGAGUUUAAUUGAGUGCUACUAUAAAUAGAUGGUUGAGCCCAUAGCCUAAUAAAACUAUGUGCGCUCUAUGCCUACUGUACACAAUUGUAAAAGUCCGCCACCCUUUGGUACAACCAAACUUGGAGCAAUGAUUUCUACCUAUUUAUUAUGGUAAAUAAUUUUACACGCUCAACAAACAUCACUUAUUGCAUGCAAAUUAUAUAUGUGUAUUAUAACAACACUCCUUUCGUGGCCUAAUGAUGAUCCGUGCUGUCAAAUAAAAAAGUAUAUUUGUCGUUGUUGUGAGCUAUUCAAAUAAUUUAGCCUUAAGCUUUUCUAAACCAUGCCAUUCUGUGGUGCUGAAGUAAGCCGUGCACUCCUAGUAGAGCCGUUUGACGAUUUACACAUCGCGUGCGAACAAACCGCUUCUCGUGACAGUAGGACAGACGCUUCUCAGGCAAAUUCUGCCUUCAUUGCAGGAAGUGUAGCGAAGCAGCAGUACAGCGCAUGCUCCGAGAACUCUCUGCAAGCAAAUGAUGAAUUCUCUGCAGUAAAACGCAGUCCAGGGAGUGGUCAUGGCAGGUGCUGAGGUCACAGUGUCCUCAAGGAAUAUAGUGAUGGUGAAGGAAGAGGAGGAGGAAGGGGAGCCCUGUGAGAGCCAUAAGACUCAAGUCAUCCUCCACCUGCAGCCCAUCAUACAGGGGGCAAAUGAGGACAACGCUAACACUGGCUCCUCUGUCCUAGCCAUAGAGACACACAAUGAAGACAAUCUUGCGGAGGGUGAGGAGGUUGAGUAUGGAUACCCCAUCACCUGUGGCGAAAGCAAAGCAGUCCUCCUGUUUAAGAAGUUUGUCUGUCCUGGCAUCAACAUCAGAUGUGUCAAGUUCAAUGACCAGCUGAUCAGCCCCAAGCAGUUUGUUCACAUGGCAGGGAAAGCCACGCUGAAGGACUGGAAGAGGGCCAUCCGACUGGGAGGGGUGAUGCUCAGGAAAAUGAUGGACUCAGGUCAGAUUGACUUCUACCAGCAUGACACAGUGUGCACCAACACCUGCCGCAGCACCAAGUUUGACGUGUUGAUCAACAGCACCCGCUUCCUUCCGGGCAGCGCCAUGCAGCCCCCCCCUUCCCCUCUGCCCAUAGAUGGAGGCCAUGCUGCAGUGUCAGAUGAGAGGCUAGAGGAGAAGGACUACAUUACAGUGGAGUGGAGCCCUGGGCCAGCCCCUCCCAUCCCCAGCACAGCCAAUGGACAUGUCAAGAGGAAAAGGGGUGAUAUCAUCCCUGAUGGCAGUCUAAGCUUUUGGAGAGGCAUAGCAGAAGUUGGCCUGAUGGGGGAGGUGUUAUCCAGUUUCCGCACAGAACUGGUGGCCAUGUUGAGAGGAGUGGAGGUCCGCAGUGAGAAGGCCAUUUUGCAAGAGGCCGAUGCUGUUGUACUGAACUCCCUUUCUGAGAUGUUUGGGCUGCUGGACUCAGUUAGGAGGGUUCUGGACCUGAGACGCAGUAAGACUGAUGACAACCAGCAGCAGGUCCACAAUGCUCUUAAUGUGCUGGAGGACCAUUUGGAGGACCAGAGAAAGCCGAGGCAGGAUGAGCCCCCACCCAGCCCUGGUCACCUCUACGUGGGCAGCUUCUCCAAGGCCAUCCCCUCAAAGUGCCCGCGGCUGCAUCGCUCCAGCUCUUCCACCACCCAGCCUCAGAACCAGACCACCCGAUCGUCCAUCGUCUUAUCCCCCAUCACCACAUCCCCAGUGGGUCAGCCUCUCAAUGUGGCCGGCCUGCCUGUGGGCACACUGGCCCAAUUCCCCACCAGCUCCCAGCUCUUCACUUACUUCACCACUGGCAACACCUCUGCAGGAAAGAGAGGCAGUGCCGGGUCUGUGGCUCUCCAUGCAGCCUCCAGGGUGACUGUGCUCAACACUACCACAGAGUCAGGGGUGGGGACCCCUCUACAGGUGCUUCAUCUAACCCAGGAGAGGGAGCAGGAGUCUGGGGACAUGGAGAGCCAGAGGCUGGGGCUGGGAGAGGAGAGGAGAGGAUAGUACUUGUGCAGCACGGGCUACUAGUGGACACUCCAGGGAUUCAGACACACUAGGCUGGGAACAGUGGGGGCUCAAUCAGAGAUGGAGGAAAAGGGGGAAGAGGAGGAGCAAGGGAGGGACAGGAGAGUGAAGGUACAGAAGGAAGUGUUGCAUAAUGUAGAGCAUGUCUUUGGCAAGAAGAGGGCAUUAAAAUAACAGAAAACCAAGUGAGAGAAGAGAGAACCAUAAGGAAUACAGUUGAAAGAGAAUAGAGUGAGCGAGCGAGCGAGAGAGUGUGUGUGUGUGUGACUGAGUGUCUGUGUGGAAGAGAGCAAGAAGGUGAACUUCACCAUGUCAUGUCAUGUGUAACUCCACACAGACAUUUCAGAUUUUAGGCUAUAUGUGUAACAUAAUUUUAACGUACAGUACUUUUUCACAUGGUGUUUAUUACUGCAGGACCCAUAGUACUUCAAUUACCGAUGGUCUUCAUCAUCAAGGACAUUCAAAUACUUAAUGAUAGGGGAGAGUGGGGUAAGUUGAGCCGUUUUUUACAUUCAGCAUCACUCCGUCAAGGGAAAUAUAGUAUUCUUUCUAACAAAGAUAUCUACAUAUAUUUCAGGAUGUUGUGUAUCCCUGGAAAAAAUCUGAUUCAUGUAAAUAUUACAGUUUUGUGGGACAGGGUAAGUUAAGCCGCCUAUUACAAAUUUCUGUACUGAAUGAAAUAUUACCACUACCAUAUUCAAACCAUGUCUAUUUUUAUUUCCCAAACACAAAUCAACACAAUCACAAUCGCUUUUUUGUGUUUUAAUCAUUUAAAGCAUAUUUUAACACAAGCUUAAUACCUAACAAACACUUGGUACUUUUUAAAAACAAUUUUAACAUAGGCCAGGCCCCGUUGUUACCUCUUAUCCCAGCGAUAAUGCGGAGAAAACACUUACAUUUGCUCAACUUGCCAUUGCGUCAACCAUUAGCUCAACUUACCCCAUGGCCAUUGGCUCAACUUUCACC
Molecule: messenger RNA, 3220 nt
Organism: Coregonus clupeaformis (lake whitefish)
Lineage: Eukaryota; Metazoa; Chordata; Actinopteri; Salmoniformes; Salmonidae
Product: glucocorticoid modulatory element-binding protein 1
Exons: 10
Coding region: 773-2233 (486 amino acids)
Biological process (GO): positive regulation of transcription by RNA polymerase II
Cellular component (GO): nucleus
Molecular function (GO): RNA polymerase II cis-regulatory region sequence-specific DNA binding; DNA-binding transcription activator activity, RNA polymerase II-specific
Source: RefSeq, a predicted model, not a curated record